GGCUAAUGUGAAAACGGGUGUAAAACAACAGUGGUGCGUUUUUAACUCGUUUCUGCUUCUGAACAGAAAGCGGCUUUACCAGUUCCUCAAGUUCCAAAAGAGAAAUGGUCGAGCUCGACAGCAGAAGUUUCUUCAGCAGAAGGAAAGUGAUGUACGGCUCCACAGACUCCGUUAUCGUAUCUUCUCCCGACUCCAUCCCCGACGAUUCCAGUAACUUCAUCCUGCAGAGCGGAAAUGAAACGACGGAGGACGAGAGCAGCGGAAGCCAAGAUCACCUGAAGCCUCUGUAUGAGUGCAGCAGCUCAGGUGAGUGGUACUACCUGCCCAGGAGCAGUCCUGUAAUAUCCCGCAGAGCUCGCUUCCACGCUCUAGAGGGAAUUGAACUGCAGCCUCCAGAUGGAUCUUCUCCCCUCAGUUUAUCUUCAACACCACCAUCCCAGAACAGAACCUCCUCCACAUCCUCCAACUCUGCUGGAUUUUACAAAGAUUUUACAAACAUGCAGGAACUUCCUGUAGGACUCAUUGUUGCGUCUUCCGGUUCGAGAUCUAAAACAGCUCAGCUGUUUCCUCAGACUGUGACUCCGAGCUCUUCAGGAGAAGAAACCUGUUUUACAGAGCAGGUAACAGAACCAGCGGGUGAAGAUCAAGGUUCUCCAGGUUCUCCGUCCCCUCCGGACCCCCGGGGUCGGUCUCUGUCUGAUGAAAUGGUUCAACAUCUGAACGGGAGUCAGAACAGAACCAGCACAGACGCCCAGAUCAUCUCAGGCCCCGUGAACGAGAAGCAGAUCUCUGAAGACCUUUACAGGAACAGUAUGGAUCUUGACCAGGAAAACGCUCACUUCGUGGUGGUGGACAUGGUGCUGGAGGUUCUGGAAUCGGUUAAAUGGGCCGUUUCUCAGCAGAAGUUAAAAGAUACAGAUGGUUCAGACGAAGCAGACGCACCCGGGAACUCCAAAACACACUCAUUCAGCUUUUCCGACAGCGGUUACGAGGAUUACUGCGGGCGCAGAUUCUCCUCAACCAGAAGCUCUCGGAGUUCCAUACGAAGGUCCCUAAAGGCCUCCAGGUGGUCUGCGGAAAGCCUCGCCCAGCGUUUACUGACUGAACUCAGGAAACAGAAACUCUCAGAACAAACUUUCAUCUGUUACAAACCCGGCCUGGAGGAAUUUCCGCUGGACACUGUCUCCAUGGUGACGGGGGGAGGAGUCAGGCUGAGUGAGGAGAUCCGGAUGAGGAGCAGGAUGAGAGGGACGCUGACCUGGGCUCCUCCCCGAUUCCAGAUCAUCUUUAAUGUGCAGCCAAACCAGAGGCGCAGUGACGUUAUUGCCGCUCAGCACUUCCUCUGCGCCGGCUGCGGGACUGAAGUUGAACCUCGCUACAUAAAGAGGUUACGCUACUGCGAGUACCUGGGCAGGUACUUCUGUGACAGUUGCCAUAGCGGCGGGGAUUCAAUGAUCCCGGGACGGGUCCUGAGUCGCUGGGAUUUCGGACGCUAUCCCGUGAGCAGCUUCUCCAAACAGCUACUGGACUCCAUCUGGGAGCAGCCGCUGUUUAAACUCAGCGCUGUGGCGAAAAACCUGUACAGCCAAGCCAAGGAGCUGCAGAGAUUCAGGGAGCUACAGGAGCAGCUGAUCUCCAUUAAGAAGCUGCUGAAGGCCUGCAGACUGUCUGAAGGGAUCCUGUCUGACUUUCAGCAGCUUCCGUCUCACCUGACCGAAGAGCUCCACCUCUUUUCGAUGGACGAUCUCUUCAGGGUGAAGCGCGGUCAGAUCUUCCCCACGGCGAAGGCGAUGCUUCGGACCGCAGCAGCUCAUGUAGAAGUUUGUGAGCUCUGCCAGGCUAAAGGUUUUAUUUGUGAGUUUUGUCGAGGGCCGGACGUUCUCUUCCCGUUUCAGACAGAUAUCUGCACACGCUGCCGAGACUGCAGAGCUUGUUUCCACACUGCGUGUUUCCGGGACGAGUCGUGUCCUCGCUGUUCCCGUCUGCAGAUCCGAAAGAGUCUCCUGAGCUCAGAGACCGUCUGACUCCUCCCACAAACACAGCUCUGCUGCUCCUCCCACAAACACAGCUCUGCUGCUCCUCCCACAAACACAGCUCUGCUGUUAUGAAUCUAUCUGAUUCCAGUUUAGGGUAUAAAACCGUUGCAGUUUGUUCUCCUACGCUGAAGUUUGGAAAUUCCACACUAAAGUCCCCUUUUUAUAGGUAACAUCAGAACAGCUGUUUUAUUCUGCUCGUCUUUUUCAGUUCUUCUUUUUUAGCUGGCAGUUCUUCAGUCCUCAGGCUUUAGUUUUCUACAGGUAAAUAAUUAUAGCUCUGCACUGUAUGACAGUCAUUGUCCUUCUAUAUCUAUAUUUUGAACAUGUUUAGUUAAAUACUGAGUAUUUACAAAAAAAAAAAGAAUAAAAUGCCAUGCAUUUAAACAUAAAUAAAAGUCCUUGCUGGAAAGUA
This is a messenger RNA of Astyanax mexicanus (Mexican tetra), 2448 nucleotides long. It is a transcript of the gene rubcnl, whose product is annotated as rubicon like autophagy enhancer. Gene Ontology annotation, molecular function: phosphatidylinositol phosphate binding. Gene Ontology annotation, cellular component: intracellular membrane-bounded organelle; autophagosome membrane. NCBI's taxonomy places the organism in Eukaryota, Metazoa, Chordata, Actinopteri, Characiformes, Acestrorhamphidae. The transcript has 13 exons. Bases 105 to 2024 code for a protein of 639 amino acids. The record is from RefSeq and is a predicted model, not a curated record. Gene Ontology annotation, biological process: autophagosome maturation; autophagosome-endosome fusion; autophagosome-lysosome fusion.